AUUAUCUGCAUUAACACCAAGGAAAUUAUAUUAUUUCUUUAAACACGUUAAUUUCAGUGUAUAUCUUGCAUUUUUUAGAACUUUGAAGUUAUACAAAUCAACCAUGAAUUUUUAGUAUAAUACUGAAUUCUGAAUGUUUAGUGUAAGGGUUCUCAACCUUUGUAUCGUUAAGAACCGCCUGAGUUACUGGACUUAUGACCCGAAACCCCUAGCAUCUGACAUCGAACAGAAUAUCAAUUUAGUGGCACUGCAAAGGAUAUUAUUUGAUCAGCUAUCUAAGUGCCCCACGCAUGUUAAUUUAGUGACUAACACUAACUCAGUAUGCAAUGGUACUGCAAAGAAUAUUAUUUGAUCAGCCUUCUAAGUACCCCAAGAAAUCUAAGUGUGAACCUGUAGGGGUUCACAAGCCCCAAGUUGAGAACCCCAUUGUUUAGAGGAAAGAGAGACCAAACCCCUUGUUUGUAGAUUUGGAUGUGGGUGGUGCAUCAGCAACCCUGUGCUGUAUAUCACAAGGCAGCUGUAUGUUCCAAGGCAACCUGCUUCUCUUUUCUUAUCUUUCUGGUGACAUUAGUGACCCCAUUUGUACUGGUGUACAGAAGUCAAGGGCUUUGGGUUCGAGAAGUCUACCAACGAGAACAGCCAGAUAUACGGUUCAAGCAUGAGGUGCUGCUAACUCUCAAUACCCUGGAGGGUCCACUUGUGUGGUCCACCUUUCCAAACUUCAAUACCCUCAUGGCUCGCCACCUGCGUGUCUCCUUUCUUCAGUCUCAUGAAGAAGACAAGGAUCAUGAUGGGAUGCAGGACAAGCUGGAACUAGAAGUGUCGGUGCCAUUGUCCUCAAAGGAGAUGGUGUAUGGUGUCACCCUCACACUCACAUUCUACUAUGUCUUACAUCAAAAUCAAGUUGUAUUGGAGGGCUUAGCUCACAUACAGCAUCAAUCUGGAGUACCUCUAGCUGGUCUCUCCACCUGGGGAGACCUCACUCUAAAUCAGCGCCAUCCCUUGCCAUCCACUGGCAUCUAUAACAUCUAUGAUAUUCCUGCUUUUCCCAGUUCUAUCUCUUCUGCAGCUGAUUGGAGGCUAGACAGCAUUUUAGCUGAUUAUUGGGAGAGGAACAUAACUACAAGGGUGACCAAUAGCUAUGUUGUGGAACAUACAGGAGCAGGUGGAGACAUGUUUACUCUCAGGUUGCAUCUUUACUACCCUCCCCAGCAGAUCUGGAUCAUUCCAAGUCUGGCAUUUCUACUUAAGAGUGCUUGGGUCCAGUAUCUCUCUGUCCUGGUACUAGUAGCAUAUCUCACAUCCUGCAUCAAACACUGGGUCUUCUCCUCCCGUCUCCUUCCUGCCUGGAUUCAGUAUCCUCAGAAUGCCCAUCAGUUAUUUAAGCGAGAUUAAACACACACACGCAUGCGGUCGAGGAAGGAUGCGGUCCUGACGCUCCGAGCAUCAGCUAAUCCUCACUACCUGUUGUUUGUGUUUACAGUGGCCUGGGCGAGUAGUGUAGACUCGUUUUCAUGAAUACAUUGUUAGAGAAGCAUGAGUAAGGAAGUGGAAUCAUGCAUGCUUUGGGGUCCGAGGGGUCUCCAAGCGCAUGGGUUCGAAUCCUGUCCACGGUCCAAGUAUAGGUUAGGCUUCCUUACUCAGGGCAAUGGUUUCCUAGCGGGUGGGCUUUGAGAUAGGAGAUACCCUAAAAAGUAUCCCCUUUAGCCCAUAAAUUCCUGUGAAAAGUCCACAUGGUAUAAAAAAAAAAAAAAUGCAGGUAUGAGACCAGGGAAAGAAUGUAAGAAGAGGAUGAAUAUGUUAAUGAGGGAGAGGGGAGAUUUGGAGGUUUUGAUGUGGCAAACACUGCCCUCCCAUAAGAAUGGAAAGUAGAUACAUGAAUAAAGGAGAGUAUGGAAAUUAAAGAGAAUGAAGAACAGGAAAAAGAGUUUCAGAACUUGAAAGAAAGGAUAAAAAGAGUGGAAGAAAAUGAAGCUAGGCUAAGAGCAGAAAA
Molecule: messenger RNA, 1993 nt
Organism: Portunus trituberculatus (swimming crab)
Lineage: Eukaryota; Metazoa; Arthropoda; Malacostraca; Decapoda; Portunidae
Product: transmembrane protein 231-like
Exons: 6
Coding region: 472-1395 (307 amino acids)
Biological process (GO): regulation of protein localization; cilium assembly
Cellular component (GO): ciliary membrane; ciliary transition zone
Source: RefSeq, a predicted model, not a curated record